AUGUCGGCUCAGUGCUAUGCCAUUAAUGGCACCGCGUACCCGGACUCCCGUUACGUGCCCUGCAACAAAACGGCUGCGGCAAGCGGCCAACAUACAGCUUGCUGCGCGCCGACCGACGUGUGUUUGACGAACGGACUGUGCCAGGAGGCUGGCGGUAAUAAAGCCAGUACAAACCUAUUCUGGCGCAACGGGUGUACAGAUCCGACGUGGAACGACGCAGCAUGCGCGAAGCAUUGUGAUGGCAUGGGCGACCCCAUGAGCCACGCCAUCCACUACUGUCUCACAUCAGACGCAUGGUGUUGCCCGACCGGCGCAUUAAGAGACAUCGGCACCCCCCUCAACACAACAUGCUGCACAAUCACAGACCUCGAGUUCACCGCCCCAGACCCCGUCGUAUACACCACCGCCAACCUCGCCGUAGCCAUCUCGACAAUCGCGGGGUCCGCGUCGUCUAGCAGCGCGACAAGGGUCAGCAUAGGCACCCUGUCGAGUUCCGCUCUAAGCACAGGCGCAUCGACAUCCCAGCCCUCAUCAUCGUCGCAGAACUCCCAGGCCUCCCAGACCGCUGCGGCGGGGUCCGGAUCGUCGUCCAAAACCGGCAUUUAUGUUGGCGUACCGCUGGGCAUUGCGCUGCUGGCUGCGAUUGGCGUCAUUGCGUGGUUUUUGCGCAAGAGGAAGGCGAGGGCUGCUGCUGUAAAUUCGCGUACAAUUCCGGAGCUGUAUGAGGACGAGACGAAACGCCCGCAUUAUGCUGAGGCGGAUGUAGGUCCCGUGCGGUCGGAACUGCCGCAUGGGCAGCCGAUUGCUGAGUUGCCCAGUAGUAGGCACUUGUGA
Messenger RNA from Dothidotthia symphoricarpi CBS 119687, 834 nucleotides. RefSeq lists its product as uncharacterized. The coding region runs from base 1 to 834 and encodes 277 amino acids. The transcript has 2 exons. The record is from RefSeq and is a predicted model, not a curated record. NCBI's taxonomy places the organism in Eukaryota, Fungi, Ascomycota, Dothideomycetes, Pleosporales, Dothidotthiaceae.